Cololabis saira (Pacific saury) is the source of this 8209-nucleotide messenger RNA. It is a transcript of the gene sptan1, whose product is annotated as spectrin alpha, non-erythrocytic 1. The transcript is spliced from 56 exons. The coding region runs from base 131 to 7570 and encodes 2479 amino acids. Gene Ontology annotation, biological process: actin cytoskeleton organization. Gene Ontology annotation, molecular function: calcium ion binding; actin filament binding. The record is from RefSeq and is a predicted model, not a curated record. NCBI's taxonomy places the organism in Eukaryota, Metazoa, Chordata, Actinopteri, Beloniformes, Belonidae. Gene Ontology annotation, cellular component: cortical actin cytoskeleton; cell projection; plasma membrane.
ACGGUUUUAAGGGAGUGCUAGAGUUUUGUAAAACACUGACUGCAGGCUACGGCUUUACUGCAGCGAUGUCUCUCUGAUCCGUCAAGAUACAAGAAAACCUGAGGACUCGGGUGAAACAUCUGCUGUAAACAUGGACACCACGGGAGCCAAAGUGCUGGAGACGGCCGAGGACAUCCAGGAGCGCCGGCAGCAGGUCCUGGACCGCUACCGCCGCUUCAAGGAUCUGUCCAUCAUGCGGCGGCAGAAACUGGAGGAUUCUUACCGCUUCCAGUUUUUCCGCCGCGACGCCGACGAGUUGGAGAAAUGGAUCCAGGAAAAGCUCCAGAUCGCUUCUGACGAGAACUACAAGGACCCCUCGAACCUGCAGGGUAAGCUGCAGAAACACCAGGCCUUCGAAGCGGAAGUGCAGGCGAACUCUGGCGCCAUCGUCAAACUGGACGACACAGGGAACCUGAUGAUCAGCGAGGGCCAUUUCUCCUCCGACACCAUCCGGACUCGUCUGGAGGAGCUGCACCGCCUGUGGGACCUGCUGCUGCAGAAAACCAAGGAGAAAGGCCUGCGCCUGCUCCAGGCCCAGAAACUGGUGCAGUACCUGCGCGAGUGUGAGGACGCGCUGGACUGGAUCAGCGACAAGGAGGCCAUCGCCACCUCCGAGGAGCUGGGUCAGGACCUGGAGCACGUGGAGCUGCUGCAGAAGAAGUUUGAGGAGUUCCAGACGGACCUGGCGGCCCACGAGGAGCGCGUGAAUGAGGUCAACCAGCUGGCGGCCAAGCUGCACCAGGAAUCUCACCCGGAGGCCGAGCUCAUCGCCCGCAAGCAGGAGGAGGUGAACGCGGCCUGGCAGCGGCUGAAGGGCCUCGCGCAGCAGAGGCAGGCCAGGCUGUUCGGCUCCGCAGAGGUGCAGCGCUUCAACAGGGACGUGGACGAGACCAUCAGCUGGAUCAAGGAGAAGGAGCAGCUCAUGGCCUCCGACGACUUCGGCCGAGACCUGGCCAGCGUGCAGGCUCUGCUGCGCAAACACGAGGGUCUGGAGAGAGAUCUGGCCGCUCUGGAGGACAAGGUUAACGCCCUGGGUGGAGACGUGGAGCGGCUGCAGCAAACUCAUCCUCAGAACGCUUCCCAGAUCCAUCUGAAGAAGGAUGAGCUCAUCACCAACUGGGAGCAAAUCCGUACUCUGGCGGCCGAGCGCCACACCCGCCUCAACGACUCCUACCGGCUGCAGCGUUUCACCGCAGACUUCAGGGACCUGACCAGCUGGGUGACGGAGAUGCAGGCUCUGAUCAACGCCGACGAGCUGGCCAAUGACGUGGCCGGAGCCGAGGCUCUGCUGGACCGACACCAGGAACACAAGGGAGAAAUUGAUGCCCAUGAGGAUAGUUUUAGAGCCACGGACGAAGCUGGCCGGGCCUUGCUGAGCACCGGACACUACGCGUCCGAGGAGGUCAAGGAAAAGCUGUCCGUCCUCUCUGAGAAGAAGGAGUCUCUGCUGGAGUUGUGGGAGGUUCGCCGGCAGCAGUACGAGCAGUGCAUGGACCUGCAGCUCUUCUACCGGGACACGGAGCAGGUCGACAACUGGAUGAGCAAACAAGAGGCUUUCCUGCUGAACGAAGACCUCGGAGACUCCCUGGACAGCGUGGAGGCCUUGCUGAAAAAGCAUGAGGACUUUGAGAAGUCACUUAGUGCCCAAGAGGAAAAAAUCACUGCUCUGGAUGAAUUUGCCACCAAACUGAUUCAGAACAACCACUACGCCAAGGAGGACGUGGCGAUGCGGCGAGACGCUCUGCUGAGCCGCCGUAACGCGCUGCAUGAGCGCGCUCAGUCCCGCCGCACCGCCCUGGAGGACUCGUUCCUGCUGCAGCAGUCCUGCAGGGACUCAGACGAGCUCAAGAGCUGGAUCAAUGAGAAGAUGAAGACGGCCACGGACGAGUCUUACAAGGAUCCGUCCAACCUGCAGGGCAAAGUGCAGAAACACCAGGCCUUCGAGGCGGAGCUGUCGGCCAACCAGAGCCGCAUUGACGCCCUGCAGAAGUCCGGCCAGGACCUGCUGGACGGGAAGCAUUACGCCUCCGACGAGGUGGCCGGACGCAUGGAGGAGGUCAGCUCGCAGUGGAAGAAGCUGCUGGAGGCAACGGAGCUCAAAGGCAUCAAGCUGCGCGAGGCGAACCAGCAGCAGCAGUUCAACAGGAACGUGGAGGACAUCGAGCUGUGGCUCUACGAGGUCGAGGGCCACUUGGCCUCCGACGACUACGGCAAAGACCUGACGAGCGUCCAGAACCUGCAGAAGAAGCACGCGCUGCUGGAGGCCGACGUGGCUGCUCACCAGGAUCGGAUUGAUGGCAUAACAAUCCAGGCGCGCCAGUUUCAGGAAGCGGGACACUUUGACGCCGACAACAUCCGCAAAAAGCAGGAGGCUCUGGUGGCUCGUUACGAGGCGCUGCGCGAGCCCAUGGCCGCGCGCAAGCAAAAGCUGUCGGACUCGCUGCGGCUACAGCAGCUGUUCAGGGACAUCGAGGACGAGGAGACGUGGAUCCGGGAAAAAGAGCCGAUCGCCGCCUCCACGAACAGAGGCAAGGACCUUAUUGGUGUCCAGAACCUGCUGAAGAAGCACCAGGCUCUGCAGGGGGAGAUCGGGGGCCACGAGCCCCGAAUCAAGGCCGUCACUCAGAAAGGAGAGGCCAUGGUGGAGGAAGGCCACUUUGCCGGCGAGGAGGUGAAGUCUAAGCUGUCUGACCUGCACGGACGCUGGGACUCGCUGAAGAACAAGAGCUGCCAGAGACGGCAGGACCUGGAGGACUCGCUGCAGGCGCAGCAAUACUUCGCCGACGCCAACGAGGCAGAGUCCUGGAUGAGGGAGAAGGAGCCCAUCGUCAGCAGCCCCGACUACGGGAAGGACGAGGACUCGGCCGAGGCUCUGCUGAAGAAGCACGAGGCUCUGAUGUCGGACCUGAGCGCUUACGGCAGCAGCAUCCAGGGCCUGAAGGAGCAGGCCCAGUCCUGCAGGCAACAAGUGGCACCGACUGAUGACGAGACGGGGAAGGAGCUGGUUCUGGCGCUUUACGACUACCAGGAGAAAAGCCCGCGAGAAGUUACCAUGAAGAAGGGAGACGUCCUCACGCUGCUCAACAGCACCAACAAGGACUGGUGGAAGGUGGAGGUGAACGACAGGCAGGGCUUCGUUCCCGCCGCCUACGUGAAGAAGCUGGAUCCCACGCAGUCGUCAUCCCGGGAGAACCUGCUGGACGAACACGGCAGCAUCGCCACGCGCCAGGACCAGAUCGACAACCAGCAGGUCACCAAGGAGGCCUGCAGCGUGUCUGUGCGCAUGAAGCAGGUGGAGGAGCUGUACGGCACUCUGUUGGAGCUGGGGGAGAAACGCAAAGACAUGCUGGAGAAAAGUUGCAAGAAGUUCAUGCUGUUCCGCGAGGCCAACGAGCUGCAGCAGUGGAUCAACGAGAAGGAGAGCGCGCUCACCAACGAGGAGGUCGGCUCGGACCUGGAGCAGGUGGAGGUUCUGCAGAAGAAGUUUGACGACUUCCAGAAGGACCUGAAGGCCAACGAGUCCCGGCUGAGGGACAUCAACAAGGUGGCGUCGGAGCUGGAGUCUGAAGGCCUGAUGGCCGAGGACGCCCCCGUGGUGCAGGCUCAGCACCAAGAGCUGGUGGGCUCUGCUCCUGGCAAGGACGAAGCUGAUUCCAAGACGGCGUCGCCAUGGAAGACUGUACGCUUGGGUGUUCAAACAACGGCUAACUUUAAUACCAUCAAGGAGCUGAACAAUCGCUGGCGUUCCCUGCAGCAGCUGGCUGAAGAUCGCAGCAACAUGCUGGGCAGCGCGCACGAGGUGCAGCGGUUCCACAGGGAUGCCGAUGAAACCAAAGAGUGGAUCGAGGAGAAGAAUCAAGCCCUGAACACGGACAACUACGGCCACGACCUGGCCAGCGUGCAGGCUCUGCAGCGCAAGCACGAAGGCUUCGAGAGGGACCUGGCCGCGCUGGGCGAUAAGGUGAAUUCUCUCGGGGAGACGGCCGAGCGGCUGAUCCAGUCCCACCCUGAGGCCGUGGACGACAUCCAGGAGAAAUGCACGGAGCUGAACUCGGCCUGGAGCAGCCUGGUGGGCCGGGCCGACCAGCGCAAGGACAAGCUGGGAAACUCCCACGACCUGCAGCGUUUCCUCUCCGACUUCAGAGACCUUAUGUCCUGGAUUAACGGCAUCCGAGGACUGGUGUCGUCAGAGGAGCUGGCCAAAGACGUCACCGGAGCCGAGGCUCUUCUGGAAAGACAUCAGGAGCACCGGACGGAGAUCGACGCCCGCGCCGGAACCUUCCAGGCCUUCGAGCAGUUCGGCCAGCAGCUGCUGGCUCGCGGCCACUACGCCAGCCCGGAGAUCCAGCAGAAGCUGGAGGCUCUGGACCGGGAACGAGCCGACCUGGAGAAGGCCUGGGUUCAACGCCGCAUGAUGCUGGACCAGUGCUUGGAGCUGCAGCUCUUCAACAGGGACUGCGAGCAGGCGGAGAACUGGAUGGCGGCGCGCGAAGCCUUCCUGGCCAGCGACGACAAGGGCGACUCCCUGGACAGCGUGGAGGCCUUGAUCAAGAAACACGAGGACUUCGACAAGGCCAUCAACGUGCAGGAGGAGAAGAUCGCUGCUCUGCAGUCGUUUGCCGACCAGCUGAUCGGAGCCGAUCACUACGCCAGACCAGAGAUCCUGAACCGCCGCAACGAAGUCCUGGACAGGUGGCGGCGACUGAAGGCCAAGAUGAUCGAGAAGCGUUCCAAGCUCGGUGAGUCCCAGACGCUGCAGCAGUUCAGCCGCGACGUGGACGAGAUCGAGGCCUGGAUCAGCGAGAAGCUGCAGACGGCGAGCGACGAGUCGUACAAGGAUCCCACCAACAUCCAGCUGUCCAAGCUGCUGAGCAAACACCAGAAACACCAGGCGUUCGAGGCCGAGCUGCACGCCAACGCCGACAGGAUCCGCGGCGUCAUCGACACGGGAAACGCGCUGAUCCAGAGGGGAGGAUGUGCCGGCAGCGAGGACGCCGUCAAGGCCCGACUCAACGCUCUGGACGAGCAGUGGCAGUUCCUGGUCAACAAAUCUGCUGAGAAGAGCCAGAAGCUCAAGGAAGCGAACAAGCAGCAGAACUUCAACACCGGCAUCAAGGACUUCGACUUCUGGCUGUCCGAGGUGGAAGCGCUGCUCGCCUCCGAGGAUUACGGCAAAGAUCUGGCGUCGGUCAACAACCUGCUGAAGAAGCACCAGCUGCUGGAGGCCGACAUCUCUGCCCACGAGGACCGGCUGAAGGACCUGAACGGCCAGGCCGACAGCCUGAUGGCCAGCAACGCCUUCGACACGUCGCUGGUGAAGGACAAGCGCGACGCCGUCAACGGCCGCUUCGCUAAGAUCAAGAGCAUGGCGUCAGGCCGGCGCGCCAAGCUGAACGAGUCGCACAGGCUGCACCAGUUCUUCAGGGACCUGGACGACGAGGAGUCCUGGAUCAAGGAGAAGAAGUUACUUGUCGGGUCGGAGGAUUACGGACGUGAUUUGACGGGGGUUCAGAAUCUGAGGAAGAAGCACAAGAGGCUGGAGGCCGAGCUGGGAGCCCACGAACCCGCCAUCCAGUCGGUUCUGGACACGGGGAGGAAGCUGUCGGACGACAACACCAUCGGCCAGGAGGAGAUCCAGACGAGACUGGCCCAGUUCCAGGACCACUGGAAGGAGCUCAAGGACCUGUCGGGGGCCAGAGGACGGAGGCUGGAGGAGUCGCUGGAGUACCAGCAAUUCGUGGCCAACGUGGAGGAGGAAGAAGCUUGGAUUAAUGAGAAGUUGAACCUGGUGGGAAGCGACGACUACGGAGACACGCUGGCUGCUGUGCAGGGUUUGCUGAAGAAGCAUGAAGCGUUUGAGACGGACUUCACCGUCCACCGAGAUCGAGUCAACGACGUGUGUGCGAACGGCGAGGAGCUCAUCAAAAAGAACAAUCAUCACGUGGAUAACAUCAGCGCCAAGAUGACGGCGCUGCGAGGGAAGGUGUCGGAGCUGGAGCGAGCGGCGGCGCAGAGGAAGAGCAAGCUGGACGAGAACUCGGCCUUCCUGCAGUUCAACUGGAAGGCCGACGUGGUGGAGUCCUGGAUCGGUGAGAAGGAGAACAGCCUGAAGACGGACGAUUACGGCAGAGACCUGUCCUCCGUGCAGACCCUGCUCACCAAGCAGGAGACGUUUGACGCCGGCCUGCAGGCGUUCCAGCAGGAAGGAAUCAGCAACAUUACGGCUCUGAAGGACCAGCUUCUGGCGGCCGAGCACGUCCAGUCCACGGCCAUCCAGGCCCGGCACACCGCCCUGAUGAAGCGCUGGAACCAGCUGCUGGCAAACUCCGCCGCUCGCAAGAAGAAGCUGCUCGAGGCUCAAGAGCACUUCAGAAAGGUGGAGGAUUUGUUCCUGACCUUCGCCAAGAAGGCGUCGGCCUUCAACAGCUGGUUUGAGAAUGCGGAGGAGGACCUGACGGACCCGGUGCGGUGCAACUCCCUGGAGGAGAUCCGGGCGCUGCGCGAGGCCCACGAGGCUUUCCGGGCCUCGCUGAGCUCGGCCCAGGCCGACUUCAACCAGCUGGCCGAGCUGGACCGGCAGAUCAAGAGCUACCAGGUGGUGUCGAACCCGUACACCUGGUUCACCAUGGAGGCCCUGGAGGAGACGUGGAGGAACCUGCAGAAGAUCAUCAAGGAGCGCGAGCAGGAGCUGCAGAAGGAGCAGAGGAGGCAGGAGGAGAACGACAAGUUGCGGCAGGAGUUUGCGCAGCAUGCUAACGCCUUCCACCAGUGGCUGCAGGAGACCAGGACGUACCUUCUGGACGGGUCGUGCAUGGUUGAAGAGUCGGGAACGCUGGAGUCUCAGCUGGAGGCCACCAAGCGUAAGCACCAGGAGAUCCGCGCCAUGCGCAGCCAGCUGAAGAAGAUCGAGGACCUCGGCGCCGCCAUGGAGGAGGCUCUGAUCCUGGACAACAAGUACACGGAGCACAGCACGGUGGGCCUGGCCCAGCAGUGGGACCAGCUGGACCAGCUGGGGAUGAGGAUGCAGCACAACCUGGAGCAGCAGAUCCAGGCCCGAAACACCACGGGAGUGACGGAGGACGCGCUGAAGGAGUUCAGCAUGAUGUUCAAACACUUCGACAAGGAGAAGUCUGGUCGUCUGAACCACCAGGAGUUCAAGUCGUGCCUGCGCUCGCUGGGCUAUGACCUGCCCAUGGUGGAGGAAGGAGAACCCGACCCCGAGUUCGAGGCCAUUCUGAACACCGUCGACCCCAACAGGGACGGCAACGUGUCGCUGCAGGAAUACAUGGCCUUCAUGAUCAGCCGCGAGACAGAGAACGUCAAGUCCAGCGAGGAGAUCGAGAGCGCCUUCCGGGCCCUGAGCACCGAGAACAAGCCCUACGUCACCAAAGAGGAGCUUUACCAGAACCUGACCAGGGAGCAGGCCGACUACUGCCUGUCGCACAUGAAGCCCUACCUGGACAGCAAGGGCCGCGAGCUGCCGUCCGCCUUCGACUUCGUCGAGUUCACGCGCUCGCUCUUCGUCAACUGAUCCCCUGGCUUCCCCCAGUGACCAAUCGGGAUGCGUUUCCCCCCACACACACUCCUAUGCUAACACACAGCUGAAACUGCAUGAUUGUUGCACUAGAAAUACUCACUAUCUGUAAUAUCUAUUUAUCUCACUGCGACCGUGUGGUUGUGAAACUUAUCUGCUUCUGAAUGUGACUGUUUUUAGCUGCUUUAGCUCUGCUUUUAUUGGAUUUAAGAAUGGUGACAUUGUCGUAACAACAACUCUAACAGCUGCAGUGUGCUUUAAUAAACGCUACUGGUUAUAACUGGAAACUUGUCGUCUUGUUUUUAUUCAUGACACACAAAACAAAUCUAAUCCGUCACCUCGCUGGCGAUCUGAUCCAGUUGGCUUUUUUGGGGUUUUUUGGGCUUACAAUUUUGAGAAAAAAGUCGAAAUGUCGAGAAAAAAGUUGAAAUGUCGAGAAAGUCGAAAUGUCGAGAUUAAUGUUGAAGUACAGUUUUGAGAAAAAAGUCAAAAUGUUGAGAAAGUCGAAAUGUCGAGAUUGUUAAAAUACAAUUUUGAGAAAAAAGUCGAAAAAAAAAAAAUAAAGUCGAAAUGUCGAGAUUAAUGUUGAAGUACAAUUUUGAGAAAAAAGUCGAAAUGUCGAGAAAAAAGUCGAAA